Juglans microcarpa x Juglans regia is the source of this 934-nucleotide messenger RNA. RefSeq lists its product as uncharacterized. Lineage: Eukaryota; Viridiplantae; Streptophyta; Magnoliopsida; Fagales; Juglandaceae. The transcript is spliced from 4 exons. The record is from RefSeq and is a predicted model, not a curated record. Bases 109 to 828 code for a protein of 239 amino acids.
UCAUUACAGAGCCUUGACGGUUACGGCUGUAUUAAUUAUUUAUAUAUAGAGUUGUGGGGUCCUAAACCUCUUGGCUUUCUUGGCCUUGCUUUCCUCUCCCAUGUUGAAAUGGGAACCAUGGCAGACUUCCCUCCAAACCCUGAGGAUGGAGAACUCUGGCUACCCUCUGAUGUUUUCCAUGAAAUCGUUUCUGCAACCAUCAAGCCCGCAAGAAGCAACUCCCACCAAGCUUUUGUCAAGAAUGCUGCUCUCGAUCACGUUGCAAUUCAGCGCAAAAGUUCUGCUGCUGCAAGAUCUUUGUCAGAAGCUGUGUCUAAAUUUCAGAUAAAACAGCACGCUUGCUGCAGUUUCCCUGGUUCUAAGCCAAAUGGCAAUGGUGCAGCUGCUCGUGCAGUACCUGCUUUUGACCAUGGCGCCUCUAGGGUCGUCGGUGGCUAUUCAUUGUUUCCUGGACGUAUUCUCCUCUAUAAUCCGAUCCCACCGUCUCAACCUCAGGAUUUUGAGAAAGCCGGGAAGCAAAAAUCUCGACGAGGAUCGUUGCGCGUCAGCAGAAACGAAGUGAAGAGCUUUGCAGGAAAAUCUGGAGGAACUGGUGUCUUUUUACCCCGUUCCACAGAUGCGUCUGAGGAACCUGAACAGACUAUGAACACUGGGGUUUUCCUUAAUCACCAUCAUGCCUAUCUAACCAGUGGCAAAACGAACAAGAGUGGGAAGAAAGGGCAAGGCAAUCGAAAGAAAAGCGUGGACGAAAUAAAGGGAAGUUUGGAAGAGAAAGAGGAGUCUCAAAUUUCAAACGAGAUUGGUUUGCCCCAAGAGUGGACAUACUAGCUAAUUAUCUUCAAAUAACAAAUUGAAAAAGGAGAUUGACCUUGUUUCAGAAAAAUGGAUCCCCCAUUUGCAGCAAAAUAAAAUAAAAGAAAGAGAUAAAUCGAUA